This is a messenger RNA of Fusarium musae, 903 nucleotides long. RefSeq lists its product as uncharacterized. NCBI's taxonomy places the organism in Eukaryota, Fungi, Ascomycota, Sordariomycetes, Hypocreales, Nectriaceae. The coding region runs from base 1 to 903 and encodes 300 amino acids. Gene Ontology annotation, cellular component: high-affinity iron permease complex; plasma membrane. Gene Ontology annotation, biological process: iron ion transmembrane transport. Gene Ontology annotation, molecular function: ferrous iron transmembrane transporter activity. The record is from RefSeq and is a predicted model, not a curated record. The transcript is spliced from 2 exons.
AUGAUCGGAGCAUUCUACUCUCUCGGCAAAGACGUCUUUAGCAAGACUGAAGAUAUCUGGGAGGGAAGUUUCAGUCUCAUUGCGGCCAUCAUCAUUUCCGUCAUGGGCGCUGCGCUUUUAAGAGUUAAUAAACUUCAGGAGAAGUGGCGUGUUAAGCUUAUGCAGGCUCUUGAUAAGAAAGAUGCGAUUGCGACUUCUGGAAUCAUGAGUCGUUUCAAGCUUUGGUCGGAGAAGCAUGUCAUGUUUAUUCUGCCUUUCAUUACAGUUCUGAGAGAAGGUCUUGAGGCUGUUGUGUAUAUUGGUGGUGUCAGUUUGGGACUUCCGGCUUCGUCGUUUCCUUUGGCUGUUAUCUGCGGUCUUGCUGCUGGUUGCGUCGUUGGAUAUAUCAUUUACAGAGGAGGAAACACUACAUCACUCCAGAUCUUCCUCAUCAUCUCCACCGGAUUCCUGUAUCUCGUCGCCGCUGGCCUCUUCAGCAAAGCCGUCUGGGCCUUCGAAAUCCACGCCUGGAACAACAUCAUCGGCGGUGAUGCAGCAGAAGUCGGUUCCGGCCCUGGCUCUUACGACAUCCACAAGAGUGUCUGGCACGUCAACUGCUGCAACGCUGAGCUCAACGGUGGCGGUGGCUGGGGUAUCUUCAACGCCAUUCUCGGCUGGCAAAAUUCUGCGACUAUCGGAUCUGUUGUCUCGUACAAUAUGUAUUGGCUCGUUGUCAUUAUCUGCUUCUGCUCAAUGACUUACAUGGAGCGCUACGGCAACCUUGGCGUGUUUACACCACUUACGACAUGCUUUGGUCUGCGCAAGAAAAAGACAGUCCCUGAGAAGCCGAGCAGCAUUGAGAAUGAGCUUAUGCUUUCAAAUGGAGAUGACAAGACUGCUACGCCAGUCGUGAACAGCCUUUAA